This is a messenger RNA of Drosophila navojoa, 3087 nucleotides long. It is a transcript of the gene fs(1)Yb, whose product is annotated as female sterile (1) Yb. Gene Ontology annotation, biological process: germ-line stem cell division. NCBI's taxonomy places the organism in Eukaryota, Metazoa, Arthropoda, Insecta, Diptera, Drosophilidae. The record is from RefSeq and is a predicted model, not a curated record. Gene Ontology annotation, molecular function: metal ion binding.
AUGAAUACGGACUCCAAUUCUGGCUUGAUAAAGCCAAUAAUUGGUAGCGUAGGCGUGGGCGUGGGCGUGGUGGCAAUCUUAUAUAGAGCUUUUAAAUCGACUGUCAAGCUUGAUCAAUAUAAGGCACAGCUACCAUUCGACAACGCUACAUUAUCAGCACUAAUUAAUGAGAACGGAAAUCUAAGUGAAAAUGAGCACGUCUUAAAUAAUAUAUGUGAGGAUGGAGAAUAUACUUGUGUGAUGCCACCAUCUGAAAAUGCGGGUCUUGAUUUCUUGGCCACAAGCCUCAGAACUAUAGAUUUUAAUACUGCACGCAUUGUGGUUGUCUGUGAUGUAGAAAAUCAGGCAACAAAGGUAUUGAAAGAAUUGGGCAAACGCAGCAUUGGUUGCCUCUUGGUAAAUAUGGCUUCCAAGGCGAUUGACUCAGGUAUUCUGUUAUGGAACGACGGUCUCAUCAACGCCGUCAUGGUUGUAAGCGAUGGAAUGUUGAAGCAUUUGUCAAAGACCGGCAAUAUAAAAGUUAACUUCCUGGUGCACUACACCCAGAAAUUGCCGCAUAUCUUACAACAACGGUCGCAACUGCUGAUUCCCCAGGCUGUUGAAGGGACAAAGGUGCUGGUGAUCAAACCCAAAUCCGACAAUCAGGUACAGCAUAAAACUGGUGAGCGAAAAAUUGAGACCCCAGACGCCCGAAAACAAACAAUUCCGACUGAAAGAGCCGCACAGAAAAUACAAACUUCAUCGGACUUCUUUUCAUAUAUAUCACGCUUCACCUGCAAUCUGAAGACUGUGCUAUAUCCAGAAUUUUCAAAGAUUAGGAUAAAAGAGGUCAAUGCGCCGCAUGUUUCAGAUGAAGCAAGAACAGCAGAUACGCUGUCCAAGUUAGGUGAAACACAGUCUACAGCUCCUGAUCCUACAAUUCCACAGAGUAAGAUCGAAAAGGUCAAUAUGUUGUCUGGUUUAGAUGGUUUAGAUGGCUUAGAUUGUACAGGUUCUAGAGGACCUUACACUUACCUCCAUUAUGAAACAUUUACUUGGAGUCGCACUGCACAGUCUCCCUGUUAUAGUGCGAAUGAUGUGCCUCAUUAUGAUUCAUAUUUGAAGGAACGCCUGCGUCGCCUGAAAAUUGGACAGACGCGGGCAAAGCGCGUACAGCGAUAUGUUUGGCCACAUGCAGCUUCUGGUGGCUCCAUGUGCGUAGUUGGGAAUGAAAAUACUGGCAAAACCUGGAGUUACUUGCCCACGGUGUGUCAGCACAUUCUAGUGAAGUUACCGCCACGUCUACUGAAUGAUUUCGAUUGCGGCCCCAACUGCAUAAUACUUUGCAAAGAUGAGAAACAAGGGGAUGAUAUCGCAAAGUUGUGUACGGACAUGACAGGCACGGAGAGCGUGCGUUUGAAGCAUGUUGUUAAAGCACUCACUCGCAACUCUAUUGACGAGGCUGCCAUUUCUAUGAGAAAACCCUGCGGUGCUUUGAUAACCACUGUUGAGCAUCUACAGCAGUUGUAUCUGCUCCACAGCGAAAAAAAUCGCAUCUUUAACCUGGAUUCCUUAAAGUGCGUUACCUUCGAUGGCAUCGAUAGCAUCUGGCGUGGGGGCAGAAUAUAUUGUCAGAAGAUAAUAAAAUGGCUCUUGGACGCGCUGUCUUUUAAGAAGGGCAACAGCCAGUUGUUCAUCGUUGGACGUUUGUGGAUUGAUAUGUUUAUGAAGCCACUGAUAAAGGAAUUGCCCGAUCUUCUGCUCGUGUUCGAGGACGAACUGGAGGCGGCUUUGUUUGCCGGAAUUGACUUUGAGUUUAUCGUAUCAAAUAACUAUAGGAAUGAUAUAGUGCAAAUUCUCGCCGAAAAGAAAAUGAUUAAGAGGCGCGUAGUGCUGGUGUGCAGUGGAUAUACAGACAUAAAUGAACUGAGCGAGUACCUCAGCUCCAAGAACAUCGACAACACGGCUAUUGAGCAAUUCGAUGAGCAAGCAGAUGAGCUCUAUAAUAACUGGUGCACGAAUCGUAUGUGCCCGGUGCUCGUUGUCGCUGAGAAUUCGAUUGCUAAAUGUCAUGGCGGGUAUAUCGACUUUUUGGUUCACUACGGUUACAGUAGCUGGCCACUCUAUAAGGGUCAGUACAGGCUAUUCUAUAACAACUAUCGAUGUGGAGUUGGCACAUUCCCCGGCACAUCGGUUGUAGUCAUGCAUCCUAAUGAGCUUGAACGGGCUUGGCUAACUUGUGAUUUUUUGCUCAAGCACAAUCGCUAUCCUCCCGAAAAUAUUCUGACAAUGUUAACUGAAUGCCAAAUCGAUGUCAAGGGCUUUCAGCCGCGUUCGGACAGGCCGCUCUGUCACAUGUUCAAGUCCUAUGGAAAUUGCAUACGGCGCUCGUGCCAAUAUCGGCAUUUUUUGUUUGACUAUGAAACGCAGCCGCGCAGCGAUCCUAUUUCCAAGGGCACAAUCAAAUUCUACGUGUUGUCAAGCGUGAAUCCGGCCAAGACCGCUGUGAGGCUAGUUGAAAAAGGAUUCCUCAAAUACUACCAGAACAUUCCCGUUUCAGAAUUUGGCGAUAGGCUUCACUUGCACUAUGAAAGCCUCAUAAACCUUCCCCAGUGCACAAAUCCCCAGAUUGCCGAUGUAUGCGUGAUGAAGAUUAACGAACUCUACCAACGCGUGGCCAUAACUCAAUUGGUAUCUGCAGAUCGCAUCGAGGUCAAGCAGCUGGAUUCUGGCGUUGAAUAUUUGAUGGUUACUAAAGAUGAGCUGCUGAUCUGCAAUGAAGAGUUUAAAGACGUGCCCUUUGAAGCGUACGACCUACGCAUCACUGGUCUAACGCCCUUCAACAUGGAGCGCCUUUGGCCAGCUGACGCCAUUAAGUUGGUGCGCCAUAAAUUCUUUAAUAUUCCGGCCCAUCAGCAUCGCAUUUAUACAGCCGAUGUUCAGUUUGAUUUUCAUGAUAUAGUUUUCGUAGAAAACAUCUACAACUCGAACGGCGAGGACCUGAAGAGUUUUAUAGCUGCGGACAUCCCGAUGUACAUGGACAACGGCGUGCAUAGGCGUUUAAUGAAAAUGAUUUCUUUGGCCAAACCCUCCGAAAAGGGGAAUUAA